UUAUUUCAUAAUCGGCAACAGAAACAAGGAGCCUCGUUUUUGUCUUUACGUAUUAAUAUUUCAAGAUUUCACAAUUUUAUCGAACAGAAACUAUAAAAUGUGAAGCUACAAUUGCAAGAAAAAUUUAUUGCCAAGAUCUUGGUUUAACGAGUUUGCUAUUCUUCGUUUUUUAUUAAUUACAAACAAACUUAAUCGCUUGAACUUCAAUGACAUCAAAGACAAUUUUCAGGUCAAAAUAUUCGAAAUUACACGUAGGACUGUGCAUAGGCCUGAGAGAACAGCUUAUUUCUAAAGAUACAUAAACAGGCGUGCUUUAAGACUUUCAUAUUUGUUUAAAGGGCAAAUGCAGGACAAUCGCAAUAACUAUAACAGUGGCAACCAUGUUACACCUCUCCCACACACGAAAAUGCACCGUAAUUUUAAACUCUUAGCUGAUCCACAGUUGAUAAAAUGCGGCGCCAAACUGUACCGCUACGACGGUGUUGUGCCAGGUGACGCGACCUAUCCAACAAUAACGCCGAGGGAUCCCCGCAAUCCGCUUAUUCGCAUUCGUGCCAGGCCGGUUGAUCCCCUUAUGCUGCUUAUACCAAGAUUUGUAAUUGAUUCUGAUUACGUUGGACAACCACCUGCUAUUGAAGUUACGGUUAUCAACCUGAAUGACAACAUUGAUAGACAGUUUCUGUCUAGUAUGUUGGACAAGUGUGGAACAUUCGACGAAAUAAAUAUUUAUCAUCAUCCUACAACAAACAAACAUAUGGGAAUUGCCCGCAUCGUGUUUGAAAGUGCCAAAGGAGCCAGACAGUUUGUGGAAAAAUACAAUGAAAAGUCGGUGAUGGGAAAGAUAUUAAAUGUGUUUUGCGACCCAUUUGGUGUUAUUUUAAAAAAAACUCUAGAAAGUCUCACAAAUCGAUGUGUGGGGAAACCUAUACCUGGUACCGACGUAUAUACCUAUUCCCAGCAAGAUUGCGAUUUUAAUCAGGGUUGUACUGAAAGUGACUCCUUGGAUCUUUCUGGGUACAACCCCUUACAAAAUAAUCUUGAUGUUGGCGUGCGCUGUAGGGAACGUAUCUGGGAUCGCGACAGAGACAGAGAGAGAGAUCGUAAUUUCAAAGAUCGUAGCCGAUUGGAAAGAACCUAUAGUCGUGAGCAUGGAGUUCGUGAAAAACAUUCUGCAUUUUUAAAAUACGAUCGACAUUAUUAUAGACAACGUUCUAGAGAUAAAAGUCCUGAAGUUCCAAGGGACAGAAUAUUUAGAAGAGAGCGUGACUAUCACCGUUCUGGAGAAAGAGAUACAGCUCGGGAUCCUAAGACCCGAGAACAAUUAAGAGGAAAAAAAGAACACCGGCAUAACUCGCCAAAAGAACGAGAGUACCGUGACAGAGAACGCGAAAGGUAUACAGAAACAGAUAGAAGGGACCGAACAGAUCCUAAAUAUAAUAAGCGGUACAGUCAUGAAUAUUUCGAAACUAAUAAUAUCAGCUCUUCCAAUUUGAGAAGGAAUCAAUACUAUUCUGAAGCUACAGGAUCUACUAGACACUAUAGCUUUAAUAGUUGUUCUUACUCCUCGCACGAAAAUAUUCAAUCAUGGAUUGGACAAAAAUUGAGCGGGGUUCAAACAAAAUUUCAUUCUCAAUUAAAUCCACCCGCCUCUCAAGAAGAGGAAGAGAACUGGGACAAUAUAGAUUUAAAACUUGAAAAAAAUGUUAUUGCGUGUUCUUCGCAAUCGGUGACCGCUAAAAGUCAAUCGCCAAAAUCUAUGAACUUUGAAUACGAGUCCAAAGAAAAAACCGAAAGAGAAGUAAGCUCAGAACCAGAAAAUGUAGACUUAGAUACUCGAAUAGCAUUAAUAUUUAAAGGGAAAACGUUUGGAAAUGCGCCACCAUUUCUUCAGAUGGAUAGUAGUGACUCCGAAACAGAUAAAAGCAAGCAAGCUAAAUCUAUAGACAUUAACUUCGAUUCCAAUAAUUCAGAAAAUAAAACAAAAUCUAUCCAAAAAAGUAUAAUGGCUGUUCAACCGCAACAUGGGGCAAGUGAUAUUUCAAGUGACGAUGAAAUUAUUGUUAAAAAUAGAUUUAAAAUCGGUUCUACUACUCAAAACGACAAAAAUGAUGACAAUAUGUCAUUAUCGAGCUUAUCUUCUCAUGAGGAUGCGACCCAAGAUAUAUUAGCUUCGGAAGAUGGGACACCUAGAAAGCAUACUAUAUCCUCGUCCUACAUAUAUCACAGUCCAUCUAAUCAACAUCCGUAUUAUUAUCAAGCUUCAGGCUAUGGGCACUAUCCUUCCACUCUCACACCAGACUCUGGUUUAACCAGCAGAUAUUUAUCAAACGCUGCUUAUAUGCAGCCGGUGUAUUUGGCAGGCGUUACUGCAUUUAGCUUGAAUGCAUACGACAAAACUUUUAACUACCAAUAUACCGUUUCAGAUCAGAGUGACGAAAUGACAGCCAAAUUAAAACAAGUUAUAAACUAUAUUGUGGAAGAGCUAAAGCAAAUCUUAAAACGAGAUGUAAACAAACGAAUGAUUGAAGUAAUAGCUUUCAAAAAUUUUGAAGCAUGGUGGGAUGAGCAUACGUUAAAAUCUCGUUCUAAAACUUUAGUAGAAUUACCUGAUUCUGCAUUAAAUACUACCUCAGUUGUUCAAAAAGAGGCUCUUUGUAAUGAGAAGGCGCCUGAUAUUAAUCAAUUCAUUAAUACACAACGUGACAUUCUAGAUUUUCAAUCAUUUUCAAGUAUAGGUAUAAGAGCAGCAAUGCCUAAGUUGCCAUCUUUUCGACGCAUUCGAAAGCAUCCUAGUCCUAUUAGUCCUAAACGACAUACAAUAGAUCGAGAUCUUAGCGAUCAAGAGGAAAUGGUACAACGUUCGGACUCUGAAAAGGAAGAUUCUAAUAUUGGCAGUUCUGAUGUUUUAGGUCCCAGUUUAAAGGAGAGCAUUUUAAAUAAAGAUUUGCCGCCACUUGUUAAUUUAAAGAGAAAGGAAAGUAUUUCAAGUUUCUUUUCUUCAUCGUCAUCGUCAUCUAGUGAAGCUGAAAAUGAAAUCAAUGAAUAUGGUGAAGUCGAACGAAACAGUGAAGAUGAUAGUCUUGAAGAAGAGCAUCAUAAAAGAAAUCGGACCCAACGGCAAAAACUUACAAAGAAUAAAGUUCGUUCAAGUCUAGCACCUACUAAGAAUAUGACAUUUAAAAAUAUAUACUCGGAUUCUGAUGAGGACAAAAAACGAAAUAAGGAAUUUGGCUUUACAAGGCGUGGUCGAACGAAAAAAAAUAUUUAUUCCGAUACAGAUGAAGAAAAUGAAAAUAUUGUAAAGAAUAAGAUAUUUUUAUCUUUUCCUUCUGAUCUCGAAGAUAUCAGCAAAGACAGUAGUUUUGGGUUAGGGGAAAAUGAAAAUGACACCGCAUUUGUGCCCCCAGGUAGGGUUACACGAAAAAUUGAAGAAUGUCAGCGCUCACCUACACCUGUACCUCCUCCAGACUACAAUGAAGAGGAAAUAGAAAAAAUAGAUCGUUAUAAACAAAAAAGCUCGUUUGAAUAUGAUCGGAUUUACAGCGACUCGGAGGAAGAGCGUGAAUAUCAGGAGAAGAGGCGAAGAAAUACAGAGUAUAUGGCUCAAAUUGAACGGGAAUUUUUGGAGGAACAGGGGAGGAAAAACGAAAACCAUUUAGAUGAGAGCCGCAAAAUGGCUUCAGUAAAUAGCCAAAAAUCACCGCCUCAUGACCCUGCACAGAAUCCCGAUAUUUCAAAACUCCAAUCGAUAAUAUUGAAUAAUUUAAAUGAACAAGAUGAAAAACUUUCUCUCAAGAAAAGUAAAAUGCAAAUGAUAUUAUCGGGGAAAUAGUUAAUAAACCGGGAUAUAAUGAAAAGCCAAAAUUGAAUAAUGACGACUCAUUACAAAAAGUUAUGCACAAAUUCCAAUGAAGAAAAUAAAAUAAGUCAAUCACCGGCCUCGUCAGACGGAGGCUCUAGUCAGGCAUCACAAGCAAGCCAAGUUGCGCUAGAACAUUGCUACUCAUUGCCGCCACAAGCACAGUUUGUUUUCUCCAGCAUCCCAUAUUAUAAGCUUAAUGAUCAGGGUACAAAUAUGUUGGAUCAUAAACGGGAAAAUAAUAAGAUUGGUGUUGUCCAAAUAAUACGAUCAGGGCCAGGCAGACCCCGUAAAGAUUCUAGUCGUGCUCAAAGAAAAAAGAAGGACAUAAUCCCACGUCAGACGAAUGAAAAGAUGGAAAUAGAACCAAUUAUAAACACAUUUGUCGAGCUUGCACGGCAAACUACGAAUUUUGUUCCACAUCAAAUGUAUAAAGCUCGUGAUCAAAAUGAGGAAAUGGUUAUUUUAUACACUUUUCUUACAAAAGGCAUUGAUUUAGAAGACAUUAACUAUAUAAAAAAGAGUUAUUCGGAGCAUUUGCAAAAGGAACCAUACGCAAUGUUUCUAAACAAUACGCAUUGGGUAGAUCACUGUACAACUGACCGAGCAUUUUGGCCGCCUCCGCCAAAGAAGCGUAGGAAAGAUGAUGAACUAAUACGUCAUAAAACUGGUUGCGCCCGGACUGAAGGAUUUUAUAAAUUGGAUGUUAGAGAAAAGGCCAAGCACAAGUACCAUCAUACAAAAGCAAAUACAGAGGAUGCCCACAAUGAAGACCGUACUGAAGAUCCUACAGCACUUACCAAUCAUCAUCACAAUAAAUUAAUUUCCAAAAUGCAAGGCAUUUCCCGAGAGGCGCGGUCAAACCAGAGACGACUUUUAACAGCUUUUGGUUCUAUGGGCGAAUCUGAGCUUUUGAAAUUCAAUCAGCUCAAGUUUCGGAAAAAACAGUUAAAGUUUGCUAAGUCUGCUAUACAUGACUGGGGGUUGUUUGCAAUGGAGCCUAUAGCUGCAGAUGAAAUGGUAAUUGAAUACGUAGGUCAAAUGAUUCGACCCGUGGUUGCAGAUUUAAGAGAAACCAAAUAUGAAGCGAUUGGAAUUGGUAGUUCUUAUCUAUUCCGGAUUGACAUGGAAACUAUAAUCGAUGCUACUAAAUGUGGAAAUUUAGCUCGAUUUAUUAAUCACAGUUGCAAUCCAAAUUGCUAUGCAAAGGUCAUUACCAUAGAGUCUGAAAAAAUUGUUAUAUAUUCGAAGCAGCCUAUAGGCAUUAAUGAGGAAAUAACGUACGAUUAUAAAUUUCCGCUGGAAGAAGAAAAAAUACCUUGUCUAUGUGGAGCCCAAGGUUGCCGCGGUACUCUUAACUAAAGCUUACAAUAUGUGUAUACUCCUAUAAAUCAGUCGCAUAUGUUAAAUAUGUCGACAAAUUAAAAUUUAUUGUUUGUUCA
Drosophila serrata is the source of this 5301-nucleotide messenger RNA. RefSeq names its product SET domain containing 1 (gene Set1). NCBI's taxonomy places the organism in Eukaryota, Metazoa, Arthropoda, Insecta, Diptera, Drosophilidae. The record is from RefSeq and is a predicted model, not a curated record. Gene Ontology annotation, cellular component: Set1C/COMPASS complex. Gene Ontology annotation, molecular function: protein binding; RNA binding; histone H3K4 methyltransferase activity.